Messenger RNA from Meriones unguiculatus (Mongolian gerbil), 4032 nucleotides. RefSeq names its product complement C7 (gene C7). The record is from RefSeq and is a predicted model, not a curated record. Gene Ontology annotation, molecular function: protein binding. Gene Ontology annotation, cellular component: membrane attack complex. Lineage: Eukaryota; Metazoa; Chordata; Mammalia; Rodentia; Muridae. Gene Ontology annotation, biological process: immune response. Bases 138 to 2672 code for a protein of 844 amino acids. The transcript has 18 exons.
GCUAAAUAUUAGGCCAGCUGGCUUUAUAAAUGAGUGGAAAAGGAAUCUGGGGUGGGAGAGGCUGUGGGGAGACAAAGGCCUGACUGUCUUUACAGAGGAAAUUUUCUAGUUCUUCUCUGCCCUGAGUUUUUCCAAGCAUGCAGGCAACAAGCUUAUUAAUUCUGGUGGGAUUUAUAGCAGAGUUUCAAAUCUUCUCAAAAGCAUCUUCUCCAGUCAACUGCCAGUGGGACGCCUAUGGCCCUUGGUCAGAAUGCAAUGGCUGUACCAAGACUCAGACUCGAUGGCGUUCGGUGGCUGUUUACGGGCAAUAUGGAGGCCAUCCGUGUGUGGGAAGUGCUUUCGAAACACAAUCCUGCAACCCCGAACGAGGCUGUCCAACCGAAGAGGGCUGUGGGGAACGGUUUAGGUGUUUCUCAGGUCAGUGCAUCAGCAAGUCGUUGGUUUGCAAUGGGGAUUCUGACUGUGAGGAAGAUGGGGCUGAUGAGGAUAGAUGUGAGUCCUCAGAAAGCAAACCCUCCUGUGACAUUGAUAAACCUCCUCCCAACGUAGAACUCACUGGCAACGGCUACAACGCGCUUACAGGCCAGUUUAGGAACAGAGUUCUCAACACCAAAAGUUUCGGUGGCCAGUGCAGGAAAGUGUUCAGCGGGGAUGGAAAAGAUUUCUACAGACUAAGCGGAAAUAUCCUCUCCUAUACAUUUCAGGUCAAAGUAAAUAAUGAUUUCAACUUUGAGUUUUACAAUAGUAGUUGGUCUUACGUAAAGCACACAUCCACAGAAACUAAGUCCUCUCAUUCGAAAAGGUUCUUUUUCUUCUCGUCAUCAUCUGACAAACACAGCCGUGCUUCAGAUGUCAAGAAAACCCACAUGGAAAAGAGUUAUCAAUUGCUUGUUGUUCAGAACAGCGUUGAAGUGGCCCAGUUCAUUAAUAAUAAUCCUGAAUUUUUACAACUUGCUGAGCCAUUCUGGAAGGAACUCUCCCAUCUUCCCACUGUGUAUGACUACAGUGCCUACCGACGGUUAAUUGACCAGUAUGGGACACAUUAUCUGCAUUCCGGGUCCUUAGGAGGAGAAUACAGAGUUCUGUUUUAUAUGGAUUCAGAAAAUAACAAACAUAGUGGUUCUGGGUCAGCCCAGGAGAAGGCAUGUUCUUCUUCAGAUUAUCGGCUUUAUUUUUAUGUGUCAGCAGAUCGGAGAUGCAAGGAACUGAAGAACGCUUUGAAAUCAACUUCAGGAGACCAGAGAAGGGUGCUUCGAGGAGACCCUUUUGUCAGAGGUGGAGCUUCCGGCUUUGUGUCUGGCCUUAGUUAUCUGGAGCUGGAUAAUCCCACUGGAAACAAAGAGCGGUAUACUUCCUGGGCCAACUCUGUAACCAGCCUUCCCCAAGUCAUAAAACAAAAGCUGAUGCCAUUGUACGAGCUGGUCAAGGAAGUGCCCUGUGCCUCUGUGAAAAAACUGUACCUGAAGAGGGCUCUUGAGGAGUACCUGGAUGAAUUUGAUCCCUGCCAUUGCCGGCCUUGCCAGAAUGGUGGCCUCGCUCUUGUUGUUGGGACACAGUGCCAGUGUUACUGUAAACCUUACACAUUUGGCAUGGCAUGUGAGCAAGGAGUCCUUGUUGGCGAUCAAGCAGGAGGGGUUGAUGGAGGUUGGAGUUGUUGGUCCUCCUGGAGCCCCUGUGCUCAAGGGAAGAAAGCAAGGAGUCGAGAAUGCAACAAUCCCCCGCCCAGUGCAGGUGGGAAGGCCUGUAUUGGAGAAACAACUGAAAGCAGGCAAUGUGAAGACCAGGACUUGGAGAACUUGCGAUUGCUUGAGCCACAUUGCUUUGAUUUGUCUUUGGCUCCGAAAGGAUUCUGCUCAUCACCCCCUGCCUUAAAAGAUGGAUUUGUUCAAGGUGAAGGUACCGUGUUUCCUGUUGGGAAAAACAUACUAUAUGCUUGCAAUGAAGGGUAUUCUCUUAUUGGAGAUCCCAUUGCCAGAUGUGGAGAAGAUUUACAGUGGCUUGUUGGAGAAAUGCAUUGUCAGAAAAUUGCCUGUUUUCUGCCUGUGCUGAUGAAUGGCAUGCAGAGUCACCCCCAGAAACCUUUUUACAUGGUUGGGGAGAAGGUGACCCUUUCCUGUGCGGGUGGAAUGUCCUUAGAAGGUCCUUCAACAUUCCUUUGUGGCUCCAGCCUUAAAUGGAGUCCUGAGCUGAAGAAUGCCCAGUGUGUGCAAAAAGUCACCACCACUCUACCAGCAGCUCCUCUCUGUCGGCCCUGGGAGAAACUGCAGAACUCAAAAUGCGUGUGUAAGAUGCCCUACGAGUGCGGACCAUCCUUGGAUGUAUGUGCUCGAGAUGAGAGAAGCAAAAGGGUACUGUCCCUGACCAUCUGCAAGAUGCAUGUUCUCCGCUGUCAAGGAAGAACUUAUGGUCUCGCUGGCAAGGACAGCUGUACUCCCCCUGCCUCAGCCGAGAGAGCCUGUGGUGUGUGUCCACCGUGGAGCAAGUGUGAUGCUCAGAACAGCAAAUGUGUCUGCAGAGAAGCGUCGGAGUGCCAGGAACAAGGGUACAGCAUCUGUGUGGAAGUGAACGGCAAGGAAGAGACGAUGUCUGAGUGUGAGGCCGGAAUCUUAAGAUGCAGAGGGCAUAGCAUCUCCAUCACAGCCAUAAAGCCUUGUGCUGAAGAAGCCCAGUAGGGCCCAGGGGCCUUGGUCCUCUUCAUCAAAAUCUGGUGGGCAGUGGAUACAGAGUUAAAAUGUCUGUAACUACCCCUUAGAUCACUUUCCUCUCUCUCUUCUCUCCAGUAUUUACUUUUCCCCUUCUGUUGUUUAGCCACCUGUGCAAACAAACCGUUUUUUUCCCCAAACCCCAGUCCAGAUUUUCUCUCUUCACUUGUAAGUGAAGAGAUUUUCACAGAUUCACAGAUUUUCUUUCAUCACUUAUAAGUGAUGGUAUAGAGAACACUCACAAACCAUGGCAUGAGCUAUUUGUGAGUUUUUGGAAAAUUGUGUUGGGCUUUGCCUUUUUUUUUUUUUUGUCUGUAAAAUUACAGGAUGGUGACUAGAGACAUUCAUCCCUAAGAAUGAAUGAUGUACUCCAUGGAUCAGGGUACCUUCCCUGAAUUGAUUAGGAAAACGAAAAGAACAUGAUUUCCAGGGAGGUUGACUUUCCUCAGUGAAAUCAAACACACAAACACACACACACACACACACACACACACACACACACACACACACACACACUCGUGCGUGGACACACAUUGGAAGAAACAGACAGAUGCAAUGAUUUCCAUACUGAGUGGUAAUGUCACGCUUCACCCUACUAAGCCAACCGCACACGUGGGAUCCUUACUUUUGUCAGAAGAUCGAGCGACUUAAAUGUCAGAGCAGAAUUCAUCAUGCUAUGGUCACAGGGCUCCGUCUGCCUUCUUGUCUGAGAACAAAUAUGAUUCAGUCUCUUGGGAGGUUUUCCUCAGUAUUCAUCAAAUACAAACCCUGAAAUGACUCUGCUUUGGAAAGAAGUGCCAGUUUAUGCUAGAGCUACUGAGUAAUUCAUAUUUGAGAAUAAUCUUCCCUAGCGAGAUUUUGUCCCUGGAUUUAUCCAGAAACACACAAUUUAAAAACAUUAGCAUUAGGUUUAUUGUUUAUUCAUUUUCCAUCUAAGACGACAACAACAACAAAGAAUCCAGCUGUGAAAGAUGAAAUAUGUGGGCUUAAGCAGAGUUUAAACUAUGUGUGUAUGUGUGUUUUAUAUAUAUAUAUAUAUAUAUAUAUAUAUAUAUAUAUAUAUAUAUAUGGGCUGAUAGAUACAUUUCAAACAAACCUGAAGUUGCUAAGGAGUAGAAAACACAUUCAAGAUCCUGCUAUUUAGAUUUUUUGAAGUAUGUAGUGUUUGCUGUGCCUGAUCUAGGUUUAGCUUUUUAUAUGAGAAUUUUCCUCGAGGGUUGAUGCAAAUGUAAUGUAUGGAACUUAUGCAGAGGUGGGUCUCACUUAUUGAAAACUAUCACACUUAAAUAUAUUGAUAUGUUUAAUAAACAUAAACUGCACUGAACAUGAA